AUGUUGAGUUGAUAAAAAGGGAUGAAGCAGGAAAUGCAGGCAGAUCCACAGACAAGGAGGGAGGAAGACGCCUUCAGAGGAAUCACUAUAAACAGACAGAGACAUGCCUGAGCCCCAGAAGCCAGCAGCCAAGGGCGAUGAGGUUGCAGCAGCCCCUGCUGACACGAAGGAGACAUCAGAGGAGGAGGAGGAGAACGUACCAGGGGAGGAUUCCCAGCUGUCCGAGCAGAGCGGCAUAUUCGUGGCGAGGCCGGAGAGUGUCACAGCAACAAAAGGCAAGGACGUCACGUUUGUGGCUAAAGUUGACUCCUCCACCAUGUCGAGGAAGCCCACCAUGAAAUGGCUGAAGGGGAAGUGGCUGGACCUGGGCAGCAAAGCUGGGAAGCACGUGCAGUUCAAAGAGGUCUAUGACAGGAACACCAAGAUCUACACUUACGAGAUGAGCAUCAUCAAAGUAGUGGAUGGAGACGCAGGUGGCUACCGCUGCGAGGUCACCUCCAAAGACAAGGUCGACAUCUGCACAUUCGAAGUCACCGUGCAGGCUGUACAAGAGGAGCAGGAGGACAACAUCUUAGAGUCGUUUAAGCGAUCUGGAGAUGGAGAUGAGGAUGCUGGUGAACUAGACUUCAGUGCCCUGCUCAAGAAAAGGGCGAAGAAAAAGGUGGUAGAGGAAGCGGAAGUGGAUGUGUGGGAGAUCUUGAAGGCGGCCAAGCCCUGUGACUAUGAGAAGAUUGCCUUUGAGUACGGCAUCACAGACCUGAGGGGCAUGCUGUCGAUGCUGAAGAAGAUGAAGAAGGUGGAGCCCAAGACGUGUGACGCUUUCCUGAGGAAGCUGGACGCAUCCUACUCAGUGCAGAAGGGCAAGAGGAUCCAGCUCACCGUGGAAGUGGCUGACCCCAACGCUCAAGUCAAAUGGCUCAAAAAUGGACAGGAAAUCAAACCAUCGGCCAAGUAUGUGUUUGAGAGCGUGGGCAACAAGCGGACGCUCACUAUCAAUAAGUGCAACCUGUCUGAUGACGCAGCGUACGAGUGCGUGGUCGGGGAGGAGAAGUGCUUCACGGAGGUUUUUGUCAAAGAGCCUCCCGUCACCAUCACCAAGCCGCUGGAUGACGUUCACACAGUGGUGGGAGAGAAGGUGGAGUUCGAGGUGGAAGUGUCCGAGGAAGGAGCCAGCGUCAAAUGGAUGAAAGGUGACGUAGAGCUGAACAGAGACACGGCAGGUUCAAAGUAUCGCAUUAAAAAGGAUGGGACGAAGCACAUUUUGAUCAUAAGUGAAGCUACUAAGGAGGAUAUUGGAACGUAUUACGCUAUCACCAGCGGCGGAGAGUCGAAGGCAGAACUGGAGGUUGAAGAUAAGGAGCUGCAGAUUCUGCAGAGCAUAGCUGACCUGACAGUGAAGGCUGCUGAACAGGCCAUGUUCAAGUGUGAAGUGUCUGAUGAAAAAGUGACGGGGAAAUGGUUCAAGGACGGCGUGGAAGUCCAGCCCAGUGAUCGCAUCAAAAUGACGCACAUCGGAAGGACCCACAAACUGAUGAUUGAUGACGUGGUGCCUUCGGACGAGGGAGAUUAUUCGUUUGUCCCUGAUGGCUACGCAAUUUCUCUCUCUGCAAAACUCAACUUCCUGGAGGUCAAGAUUGAAUAUGUUCCCAAAGAAGAGCCUCCCAAAAUCUUCCUGGACACUGGCGCCGGCAACAGUAACACCAUCACCGUGGUGGCUGGAAACAAACUUCGCCUUGACGUUGGGAUGACAGGAGAGCCGGCGCCCACUGCGUGCUGGAUGAAAGGAAACGAAGUGGUGUCCGAGGCCGAGGGAAGGGUCCGUGUGGAGGCCGACCAGACCCAAAGCAGCUUUGUAAUUGAAGGGGCGGUGAGAGCAGAUGAGGGCCCCUACUCCAUCACCGUGACUAACCCUUUUGGAGAGGACAAGGUUGAACUCUUUAUCAAGGUCGUGGAUGUGCCCAAGUCUCCUGAGAAUGUCAAAUGCAUAUCAGUUGGCGAGGACUCUGGCACGAUCACAUGGGACCCUCCUUCCUAUGACGGCGGAGUUCCCAUUAAAGGGUACCUGAUGGAGAGGAAGAAGGUGGGCUCAACCAGAUGGACCAGGCUCAACUUUGAUGUCUAUGAGUCCACCACAUAUGAGGCUAAGAAGAUGCUUGAAGGUGUACUUUAUGAGAUGAGAGUGUUUGCAGUCAACGGCAUUGGCGUCUCUCAGCCCAGCGCCAACUCAACGCCCUUCAUGCCCAUUGCCCCCACCGGCGAGCCUAUUCGUCUCACGGUGGAUGAUGUGACAGACACUACCUGCGCUCUCAAGUGGCGUCCUCCAGAGAAAAUCGGAGCGGGCGGCAUUGACGGUUACAUCAUUGAGUACUGCAAAGAAGGAAGUGAUCAGUGGGUGCAAGCUAACGAGAAACUAGUGGAAAAUAACCAGUACAGGGUGAAGAAUCUCACAAUGGGGGAGAAGCUGCUGUUCAGAGUGGUGGCCAUCAACAUCGCCGGGCGCAGCCCCCCCGCCACUCUUUCCCAGGCCGUCACUAUCAAAGAGAUCAUGGAGACUCCAAAGAUCCGCCUGCCUCGCCAACUGAGGACCAAAUUCAUCGUGGUUGUGGGCGAGAAGGUGAACUUGGUCAUCCCCUUCCAGGGUAAGCCUCGUCCUGUCGUGACCUGGUCCAGAGAUGGCGUUCUCAUGGAGGACAAAACCGUGGGUACUCGUACCAGCGAAGUGGACAGCAUCCUCUUCAUCCGCUCUGCAGAGAGAACCCACUCUGGAAAGUACACCCUGUCUGUUCAGAUUGAGAACGUGUCAGACAGCGCUGACAUCUUCAUCCAGGUUGUAGAGAAGCCCGGUCCUCCCAUUAAUGUGCAUGUCACAGACGUCUGGGGCUUCAAUGCUGCGCUGGAGUGGAAGCCGCCCAAAGACGACGGCAACUGCGAGAUUAUCGGCUACGCUAUUCAGAAGGCCGACAUGAAGACUAAGGAUUGGUUCACGGUCUAUGAGCACAACCGCAGGCCCAGCUGCACUGUGUCUGACCUGGUCAUGGGGAACGAGUAUUCCUUUCGAGUGUUCAGCGAGAACAUCUGUGGCCUCAGCGACGAGGCUGGCGUCAGCAAGAACACCGCCAUCAUUGACAAAACAGGUUUGGCCUAUAUCCGUCCAGGCUUCAAAGAGAAGGAUGUGAGCCAUUCCCCCCAGUUCACAGCGCCCCUGGUGGACAGAUGUGUGGUUGCAGGUUACAGCGCAGCCAUCAGCUGUUCUGUCCGUGGCUACCCCAAGCCGAAGAUCAUUUGGAUGAAGAACAGUAUGAUCAUCGGUGAAGACCCCAAGUUCCUGAUGCAGAACAACCAGGGCGUGUUGACUUUGAAUAUCCGCAAGCCGAGCGCGUUUGACGGGGGCAGAUACUCCUGCAGGGCCAUCAAUGAUCUCGGGCAAGAUGAAGUGGAGUGCAAGCUGGAGGUUCGAGCUGUACAAGAGAAAGGAGUGGAGGCGAAGAAAUGAGCGACAGCACGAAACAGCAGAGGAUACAGUCGAACAGGAAUAGUAAUGGAUUAUGUAUAAUGGGAUAGUCAUGAAUAAAUAUGAUUAGAAUAGAUCACUGGUGAGGCCCUAAAGCCAAUCCAUCUGCCCCCCCUCCUUCCUCCUAUACGCUUGCCUCUCACCGCUGCUAUGACGAAUGCCACAUCAGUAAUAAAUUCUUAAAGCAAGCUGCCACCUUGUCACAUCCUGACUGAGAGGAGCCACAGAGUAGUGUAGUAGCACUGCCCUGCUGUGACCACACACAGAUGGAUCCGUCUUAUCUGUGAAGUGGACCUGUCACUGAACACACUUAUAAAACAGCCUUUCAUCCAU
Molecule: messenger RNA, 3844 nt
Organism: Sebastes umbrosus (honeycomb rockfish)
Lineage: Eukaryota; Metazoa; Chordata; Actinopteri; Perciformes; Sebastidae
Gene: mybpc2a
Product: myosin binding protein Ca
Exons: 30
Coding region: 104-3493 (1129 amino acids)
Molecular function (GO): protein binding
Source: RefSeq, a predicted model, not a curated record